GCACUCCUAGCCUGGCGAUAAUGAUGGUCUGUGAGCUGACAAUACGGCGUCCAUAACCUUUCAAGAGACAAGCAGUUUUGUGGAUAAUCCAACCACACACACACACGAGCGCACAUGCAUACACACACACGAAGCUUGAUGGCAAUACCUAAAAGGAUUUGGCGGCGCGUCUGAGCGAACCACUUACCAAAAAAAACUAAAUCUACUUCUUCGCUGAUGUUUUCGGCUGUAGAAAGCAUCACAUGUUCUGACGCCAACAGUGUGUCGCUAGACCAAGCUUCCCCAAGAUCUCGGCAUCUGAUUUGUUUUCAUUUACCAUCUCAACGAGCUAAAUUGUAUUGGAAUAAUUCUUCUAAUCUGAGCCAAUGAUUAAUUACAGUGCUCCUUGCUAGUCUUGAACUGACCAACAUUGGAGUGCUUACAAUAGACCCGAAUUGAUAUUUCGAUGAUGUGUAGUCACGACUUGAAUUCAAGACUGAAUCAUUGCUAAAGACUUUGAUCGAGAUACAGCCUGUGUUUACAUCUGACGGAAAGGCUCGGGAUCAAAUCCUCAAUUGUAGUUACGCCCCUGGAACACAAGGUGAUUAGAGUCAAAGUCGAGAUUCCAAGUGAAGAGCUCACAUUUACAAGAGUUUUGGAUGGAUACAUAUUAAAGAACAGUCUGUGCAGAGCGAUCAUUGUUGUAAAAUUAUUUCACAUAUCAUAUACGCGGACAGUUUGUCUAGAGGUGGACUAAUUGACAAAGUCCAGGCUGAGCAAGGAUUGUCUCUCCUGAGUGUGGUUUCAGUUACCUCCCGUUUGUCUUCUAUCUAGAGAAACCUAUGCCGCACACAGGCCAGACGGGCGUCAAUCAACUUGGGGGCGUGUUUGUCAAUGGCCGACCUCUCCCAGAGCAUAUACGCCGUCGGAUUGUCGAGCUGGCUCAGAUGGGUGUACGCCCCUGUGACAUCUCUCGGCAGCUGCUGGUGUCCCAUGGAUGCGUCUCCAAGAUCCUGACCCGAUUCUACGAGACCGGCUCCAUCAAACCUGGAUCUAUUGGUGGAGGAAAACCUAAAGUUAGGCAAGUAGCCACUCCUCUGGUGGUGAAGAAAAUCCUCGAUCUAAAGCAACAGAAUCCCUCCAUCUUUGCCUGGGAGAUCCGUGACCAGCUUCUGAGUCAGCGCAUCUGUGACGACACCACCAUUCCGAGCGUCAGUUCUAUCAACAGAAUACUCAGGAAUGCCACGUCGCCAGGUAGUGACGUCAACGACACACAGACAGCUUACGAUUUGGUCGCCAGAUUCUCAGCGCCCUCAUUUCCUCACCAAGGUCAUCCUCUGAUGUCGGUACCAACCUAUCAACACCCGUGGUAUGCCUCUCUGACGGUACCAGGGCUGUCCUAUCCUCGACUUGUCCAGCCUCUGCCCAGUGACCCGCGAGCUGACCUUUCCCGUGACGACCUAUAUCAGAGACUUCAGAGUGAAAACGAGGCUAUCCCCCACGGACAACGUGACAUCGUAAAAUCGCCUCACCGGAAGCGGUCAGCUGAAAGUGUAUCAGAUGACGAGAUCAGUGUGAAGUCAUUAUGUCCAGCCAAAGAAGAUCAGUUCCCAAAGACAGAGUCUGAAUGCAGUUCCAAGUCAGGAUCCAGUUCUCAGAGACUUUCCCAAACAGAGUCUCUGGAACAGCCGGGUAAUGACGUCAUCGACGUAACUGACAACGCAGACGACGAAACACUUCCGGAAGAGAAGGUCAAAUCCGUUGAUGAUGGUAAUAGUAAGAAAGACUUGAAACACAGGGUGAAUAACCCAGACCAGAACGAAGCUCAUUCCUCCAGAAGUCACGACACAAAGAGGCCAGAAGCACGCAUUGAUCCAAGGCCAUUUUACAGACGGUUCUGCACAUCGCCAGCUGCGUCCCAGAGUUCCUCUUCAGAAGUGGCGCCCCCUCCGCAACAGCUUGCGGUGUCAUCAGAGACUGCGGACUUGUCUGCAACCUAUUUCCCACUAAAGCCCCGCCCAGCUCCACAUCCCGCCCUCUACCCCUACGCCCUUGCUCUUUCAGAAAGCAACCAUCUUAUGGAGUCCAAGUUGGCCUUCUUAAGUAGCUAUGGCUUCAGUUCGGCGGCCCGGUAUCCUGGUCUAAGCAUGGCCACAGACCCCAGAUUGUGCUUUGCCAGUCCGGGAUUUUUACCGCUCUUUGGUCAGUCAGUAUGUCCGGCUGGCCCACCGCUUACACCAGUGUUUCCGUUUCAGUGGAAGGACAAUGGUCAAGCCUUUCACUCUGUUACACCUACUUGAACGUUAAAAAUCGCAUCUCCGUUGGGAGAGUUAUCCGCCACAGCGAAGAGGGGGGGGGAGGAAUACCGCCGAGGGUAAUUUACACCCUCCCCCACACCAUCAGUAUACAGAACUCGAAUCAUCAGCUACACAUUCUUUGACUAAUACGGGGGACCCGUUCCCCCCACCCAGACACACACAGUAGCUUUUCAUAUAUACUACAUUGAUUGAACUGAUUAGUACUAGGACUCGUCUCACAGAUUUUGAAUGCUAGUAAAUAUUAACUCAAGGCACACACACUUACACAAUAUCUCAUGACAUCAACGCUCUAAAUGUAGAAACAAUGUUUCUUAUUAGGGAGUCUAACUGUGCAAGGGAAGAGGGUUGAGGUAUGUUAUGGAUAGUGAAUGUGUGUGAAAAUGUAUGUGUGUGUGUGAAUGUGUGAGUUGGGAAGUGAAAACUGAUUAGCGUCUUAGACUAACAUUGAAAACAGUAGUAAGACGUCUUUUCAAUCGACUUUUCUACCUUAUGAAUUAUAAGCGCUGAACUCCAUCUAUAAAAUCCUCAAUUUAACUUAUUUAAUAUAUGACUUCAUUAACCACAAUCACUAAACUACAAGAUUUUUUUAUUUUUUUUUUACUGUGCACUGCAUUAUUUCCAAAUGCCAAUAUGUCACAACGAGUAGAAGAGCUGACAUGAAGAUCUUAGAUGUGCACUUCUGUGCACCUAUAGAUAAAAAAAAAUCGAGGUGUUAUAAAUUAUGUCCAUGACCAUAGUAAACAAAACUGGACAAAAAUGUUUCUAGCACUGUAGAUAUUCUCCUUCCUGCUUGCAACUAAUGCUGUGUUGGAUUCAUGUAUAAAAUAUAGACCUACUGUAUUUGCUGAUUGUUUAUAGUUUAUCAAGCGUGUCAUUCAUAAUAUCGGAUUCGCAUAUAUUUCAUAUUUUGUACACAGUUUAUGUAACUGUCAUAACUUAAACAAAUUGGUCGCGUGACCUUAAUGAUAAACCUUGACCUCACAGUCUGACAUUGAGCUUGUUAGAGAUUUGUUCAAUUUAUUCAUGUAUAAUUUUCUGUUUUUUCUUUAUUUUGUUUAUUUCAUUAAUUGUCACUUGUUUAUUUAAAUACGAAUAAUGCAUUGUCUCUCGAGUCCCAAGCUUGCAGAAUUCUUAAAGUUGUAUAAUAAAAGUAAUUUAUUGAU
Messenger RNA from Biomphalaria glabrata, 3460 nucleotides. RefSeq lists its product as uncharacterized. Bases 822 to 2279 code for a protein of 485 amino acids. Gene Ontology annotation, molecular function: DNA-binding transcription factor activity, RNA polymerase II-specific; RNA polymerase II cis-regulatory region sequence-specific DNA binding. The record is from RefSeq and is a predicted model, not a curated record. NCBI's taxonomy places the organism in Eukaryota, Metazoa, Mollusca, Gastropoda, Planorbidae. The transcript is spliced from 6 exons. Gene Ontology annotation, biological process: anatomical structure development; regulation of transcription by RNA polymerase II.